AUGAUUCUUAAUCCUGAGCAGAUAGACGAGUUACUUGAAGAGGAUUCUGAUACCAAUGAAUCAGAUGCGGAAUCGGAGUCAGAACCAGAAUCGCAAAAUUUCACUGCAAGGAGGAAACGACAAGCUAUAACGAAUACAAACAAGAUGUGGAAUCCAGAUAAGGCUAUACCGUACCAUAUCGAAAACUCACUGGGUAGGUGUCCUGAAAAGUUCAAUAAUCAGGAGUAA
This is a messenger RNA of Cylicostephanus goldi, 228 nucleotides long. The record is from the annotation of a GenBank genome assembly. NCBI's taxonomy places the organism in Eukaryota, Metazoa, Nematoda, Chromadorea, Rhabditida, Strongylidae.